AUGGGGGAGGGUAAUGGAGGUGGCAAUGGUGGUGGUAGUGGUAGUGGAAGGUCACGGUGGCGAUGGUGGUGGUGGUGUAAAGUGAUAGUGGAAGGUGGCAACGACAAUGCUGGUGUUGGUGGAAGGCAUAGGCAAGUACUCUCGCUCCAAGAUGUACCCGAGGUCUCUGGGCCAUCAAGGCCAAACAUGGCGACGCUCCCUCGCCACCACAAGAAACCCGCCGAGAAGCCACCAAAGUUCUACUCCGCAGACAAUGUCAAAAAGCCCCUUGUCAACAAGGACCCAAACCCACCGAGCCAAGGGAAGAGAGUUGUGUUCUUGAAACAACUUACUGGACAAGAUCUUUCAAGUCCAAACGGAGGUAAUGGGGAUCUUGAAGAGAAGGAUAAUCAUCCAGCCCAAAAUGAGACUGAAGUGGAACAAAGCCAGGAAAAGACAAAGAAAGUUACCCAUCUCGACUUGCAGAUCAAGGAUCUCAAGGGGAAAAUGGAAGAUGUAAUGCAGGCUAUGAAAGGGAAAGGUCCUGCUGCCGUAGAUGACCUGAAUGCUUUCGUUGGGGGUAGACAGAUUCUGGAUUCCGCUCUUAUUGCUAGCGAAUGUGUGGAUUCUAGACUUCGUAGUGGGACUCCCGGUGUUCUGUGCAAGCUGGAUAUUGAGAAAGCCUAUGAUCAUGUUUGCUGGAAUUUCCUGUUCUAUCUGUUGGAGAGGAUGGGUUUUGGUGAGAGAUGGAGGAAGUGGAUUGUUUCUUGUGUUUCCACUGUCAGGUUUUCGGUGUUGGUGAAUGGCUCUCCUUCGGGAUUCUUUGGCAGUUCUCGUGGGUUGAGACAGGGGGACCCUCUCUCCCCUUUUCUUUUUAUUAUUGUUAUGGAGGCCCUUAGCAGGCUGAUGAGAAGGGCGGUGGAUUUGGGUUUUCUUAGGGGUUUCAAGAUUGGCCUUGAAUCAGUUCAGCAGUUGGAGAUCUCUCAUUUACUUUUUGCGGAUGACACUAUUGCUGUUUCUGGUUUGAAAGUUAACGUGGGAAAGAGUGUGAUUGUUCCUGUGGGGGAAGUUCAGGAGGUGGACACUCUGGCUGCUGUUCUAGGAUGUGGGACGCAACGCUUUCCCAUCUCGUACUUGGGUUUGUCGCUGGGGGACUCGGCUAGGAGGGUGGGAAGUUGGAACCCGGUGAUUGAGCGGGUCGAGAGAAGAUUAGCGGGUUGGAAAAAACAAUAUCUGUCAAAGGGCGGUAAAGUUACGUUAGUGAAGAGCACUUUGUCAAGCCUUCCAACAUACUUUCUUUCGCUUUUUCGUAUUCCAGCCUCUAUUGUUGGAAGAAUAGAAAUGCUCCAACGUAAUUUCCUUUGGGGGGUCGCGGAGAAGAGUUCAAGUAUCAUCUUGUCAAAUGGGAACAGGUUUGCAGGCCUAUUCGGUUGGGAGGGCUUGGAAUUAGGAGAUUGGCCACUUUCAAUUGUGCUCUUCUUGGUAAGUGGCUUUGGAGAUUUGGUAAGGAAAGACAUAGAUUAUGGAGAAAGGUUAUCUCAUAUCGCUUUGGGGAGGAGAGAGGAGGGUGGUCAGCUGGAUCAGUCAGGUCUGUUGGCGGAGUGGGGGCUUUUUAGGAUUGCUGUUGACAAACAUGCAAUGGUUACUGACUAUUAUCGCCUUGAUAGUGGAAGGUUGUCUUGGGAUGUGCGUUUUCGGCGAGCUUUUCAGAAUUGGGAGCUGGAUGAUGUCACUGGGUUGUUGGCUCUUCUUUACGGACAGGAGGUGGAGGGGUCUGGGGCAGAUUCUUUGAUUUGGGCGACUUCUUCUCAGGGGAUGUUCCAGGUCCGGUCCUUUUUUGUGUGCCUUUCUGGUUUUCAUGGUACCUCAUUCCCAUGGAAGACGGUGUGGAGGUCUAAGGCGUCUCUUAGGGUGGCCUUUUUUGUGUGGACUGCAGCUUGGAGUAAGAUUUUGACGUUGGACAACUUGAGGAAGAGAAGACAUAUCAUUGUUAAUAGGUGUUGUCUUUGCAAGAUUAAUGGGGAGUCGGUGGAUCAUCUUUUGUUGCACUGUCCUGUGGCUCAUGAUUGUUGGAGUUUGAUGUUUGGCCUGUUUGGUAUUCAUUGGGUCAUGCCUCAGACAUCUUGGGAGUUGUUAGAUAUGUGGAGGGGCCAAUGGGUGGGGACUCAGGGGAGAGACUACUCCUCUCUUGAGGAGAUUGUUGACUUUAUGAGUUCUUUGAAUUCAUAG
Messenger RNA from Cornus florida, 2208 nucleotides. RefSeq lists its product as uncharacterized. NCBI's taxonomy places the organism in Eukaryota, Viridiplantae, Streptophyta, Magnoliopsida, Cornales, Cornaceae. The transcript is spliced from 9 exons. The coding region runs from base 1 to 2208 and encodes 735 amino acids. The record is from RefSeq and is a predicted model, not a curated record.